GACCGGACCGGACCGGAUCGGACCGGCCAUGGCGGGUCGCCCGAGCCCCUAGAGGAGUCGCCAAGACCGCCCCGUCCCUCCAGGUGCCCCCCAGCCCAUGGAGAAGGUGGGGAAGAUGUGGAGCCACUUCGUGUACCGAUGCCAGGCCCUCUUCAGCCCCGAGGCCGGGCGGCCCGACGACGGGGCGGACGCCGUCCGGGAGCGGGGUGACGGGCCGGGCCCCCGGCGGAGGAGGAGGCGGCGGCGGCGGCAGCGGCGGCGGAGGUGGGCGCGGCGGCAGGACGACGACCGGGAGGAGCAGGAGGGCAGCCCGUCGGGGGGAGAGCGGGGCGCGGGGCGGAAGGACCGGGCCGGCCCGGCCCGGGACCCCGCCAAGCGGCCGGGGCGCCCGCGGGGCGCGGGGCGGCGGCGGCGGGGGGGCCGGCGGGCCGGGCGCUCCCUGCCCCAGCGGCUGCGGGACGCGGUGGGGCUCUGCUUCCCGCCGCGGGGGCCGCCCCCCGGCCCGCCCGGGCCCCCCUCGGCCUGCAAGCGGAAGAUCCACCUGUCGGAGCUCAUGCUGGACGCCUGCCCCUUCCCGGCGGGCUCGGAGCUGGCCCGCAAGUGGCACCUCAUCAAGCGGCACACGGCGCCCGCGGGGCCCGAGGAGGAGGACGAGGAGGACCGCCUGCGGGAGCGGCGGCGGCUGAGCAUCGAGGCGGGCGUGGACCCGCCGCCCCACGCCCAGAUCCACAGCCGGGAGGCCCGCGGGGGCCCCGCCGGGGGCGCGGGGGCCCCGGCCCGCCCGCCCGAGCCGGGCCCGGCCCCGGGGGGCUGGAGGGUGCACACGCAGAUCGACUACAUCCACUGCCUGGUCCCCGACCUGCUGCAGAUCACGGGCAGCCCCUGCUACUGGGGGGUGAUGGACCGCUACCAGGCCGAGGCCCUGCUGGAGGGCAAGCCCGAGGGCACCUUCCUGCUGCGCGACUCGGCCCAGGAGGACUACCUCUUCUCCGUCAGCUUCCGCCGCUACAACCGCUCGCUCCACGCCCGCAUCGAGCAGUGGAACCACAACUUCAGCUUCGACGCCCACGACCCGGGCGUCUUCCACGCGGGCACGGUGACGGGGCUGCUGGAGCACUACAGGGACCCCGGCUCCUGCAUGUUCUUCGAGCCGCUGCUCACCUCCUGCCUCAACCGGACCUUCCCCUUCCGCCUGCAGCACAUCUGCCGGGCCGUCAUCUGCCGCCUCACCACCUACGACGGCAUCGACGGGCUGCCCCUGCCCGCCGCGCUGCGGGACUUCCUCAAGGAGUACCACUACAAGCAGAAGGUCCGCGUGCGCUGGCUGGAGCGCGAACCCGGCCAGGCCGACUAGGCCCCCGGAAAGGUCCGUGAGCCCGCCGUCGGGCAGGGACCGGCUCUCGAUGCUGCCAGCCUGGACUUCCCCAGCGCUUAGCACGGUGCCCUGCCCACGGGAAGCGCUCAAUAAAUACGAUUGAACGAAUCCCAAGGAGAGCAUCCCCCGUCCCGUCUCCCCGAGCCAGACCCACCCUUCGACCCCCACCCAAGCCGGUUUGAGAAGAAUCGCCCCCCGCGCGGUAGCCUCUCCUCGCUC
Tachyglossus aculeatus (Australian echidna) is the source of this 1594-nucleotide messenger RNA. RefSeq names its product suppressor of cytokine signaling 5 (gene SOCS5). Gene Ontology annotation, molecular function: 1-phosphatidylinositol-3-kinase regulator activity. The record is from RefSeq and is a predicted model, not a curated record. NCBI's taxonomy places the organism in Eukaryota, Metazoa, Chordata, Mammalia, Monotremata, Tachyglossidae. Gene Ontology annotation, biological process: intracellular signal transduction; phosphatidylinositol phosphate biosynthetic process. Gene Ontology annotation, cellular component: phosphatidylinositol 3-kinase complex.